This is a messenger RNA of Pyrgilauda ruficollis (rufous-necked snowfinch), 6830 nucleotides long. RefSeq names its product ubiquitin specific peptidase 13 (gene USP13). The record is from RefSeq and is a predicted model, not a curated record. Gene Ontology annotation, biological process: protein deubiquitination. Gene Ontology annotation, molecular function: protein binding; cysteine-type deubiquitinase activity; zinc ion binding. The transcript has 21 exons. NCBI's taxonomy places the organism in Eukaryota, Metazoa, Chordata, Aves, Passeriformes, Passeridae. The coding region runs from base 326 to 2911 and encodes 861 amino acids.
CUCGGUGCUGCCCCGCUGGGAGCGAAGGGUCUGGGGUGAAACGCGGGGCCUCGGCGGGAAUCCCGCCCCGCUGCCCUGCCCCUCGCCCGCCCCCGCCGGGACCCCCGGGUGCCGCGGCCGCAGCUGGUGCCGCUGCCGCUGCCAUUGGAUUAAAAAUAGCAUCUUCCCUCCCCCUGCCCUCCCUCGGGCCCGGCUCCCGCCGCCGCCCUGCCCCGGGCCCGGCUGCCCGCCGCCUCCAUCGCCCGCGCAGAGCGGCUCGGCAGGGAGGGCGGGCGGCCGGGAGCGAGGGCGGGAGGGGAGCAGGGAGGGAAGGGAGGGAAGGAGGAUGCAGCGGGCCGCGCUCUUCCGCGGCGGCGAUGCGCAGAUGGCCGCCGGGGACCUGGGCGAGCUGCUGGUCCCCUACAUGCCCACGAUCCGGGUGCCCAAGUCAGGGGACCGGGUCUACAAGACGGAAUGUGCCUUCUCCUACGACUCGCCCGAUUCAGAAGGAGGUCUCUACGUGUGCAUGAACACGUUUCUGGGAUUUGGAAGGGAGCACAUCGAACGGCAUUACCGGAAGACGGGACAGUGUGUCUACCUGCACCUGAAACGGCACGUGAGAGAGAAGGUACCAGGAGCAUCUGGUGGAGCUUUACCCAAAAGGAGGAAUGCUAAGCUAUUUUUAGAUCUGGAGAUAAGCAGUGAUCUCAACAGUGAUGACUUUGAAUAUGAGGAUGAAGCAAAACUUGUCAUCUUUCCUGAUCACUAUGAAAUCUCAUUACCCAACAUAGAAGAGCUACCAGCACUGGUGACGAUAGCUUGUGAUGCACUGCUCAGUGCAAAAUCACCCUACAGGAAGCAGGAACCUGACUCCUGGGAAGAAGAGCUGCAGGCAUCUAAACAUGCUAAAACACUUGUACAGUUAGACAAUGGUGUUAGAAUUCCCCCCAGUGGUUGGAAAUGCUCCAGGUGUGACCUGCGGGAGAACCUGUGGCUGAACCUGACGGACGGCUCCGUGCUCUGUGGGAAGUGGUUCUUCGACGGCAGCGGGGGCAACGGGCACGCCAUGGAGCACUACAGGGAGACAGGCUACCCCCUGGCAGUGAAGCUGGGAACCAUCACUCCUGAUGGAGCAGAUGUCUAUUCCUUUGACGAAGAGGAGCCGGUUUUAGAUCCACAUAUAGCAAAACACUUGGCACACUUUGGAAUUGAUAUGCUGCAGAUGCAAGUGACAGAGAAUGGGCUAAGAGAUAAUGACAUAAAGCCAAGAGUCUCAGAAUGGGAAGUGAUUCAGGAAGCUGGUGUGAAACUCAAGCCCAUGUAUGGCCCAGGAUACACUGGCAUGAAGAACCUGGGGAAUAGCUGCUACCUCAAUGCUGUCAUGCAAGCCAUUUUCAGCAUCCCAGAGUUCCAGCGAGCGUAUGUGGGAAACCUUCCACGAAUAUUUGACUACUCCCCUCUUGAUCCAACACAAGAUUUCAAUACUCAGAUGGCUAAACUGGGACAUGGCCUUCUUUCAGGCCAAUACUCUAAGCCACCCAUGAAAUCUGAGCUCAUUGAGCAGGUGAUGAAAGAAGAACACAAGCCUCAACACAAUGGAAUAUCUCCUCGAAUGUUCAAGGCUUUUAUAAGUAAAGGCCACCCAGAGUUUUCCUCUAAUAGACAACAAGAUGCACAGGAAUUUUUCCUACAUCUUAUAAAUCUAGUAGAGAGGAACCCCGUGGGUUCGGAGAACCCCAGCGAUGUGUUCCGGUUCCUGGUGGAGGAGCGCACGCAGUGCUGCCAGUCCAGGAAGGUGCGCUACACGGAGAGGGUGGACUACAUCAUGCAGCUCCCUGUGGCCAUGGAGGCAGCAACAAACAAAGAUGAAUUAAUUGCCUAUGAACUGAAGAGGCGAGAAGCAGAAGCUGCAAGGAGACCUCUGCCAGAGCUGGUCCGUGCCAAGAUCCCAUUUAGUGCUUGUCUGCAGGCCUUUUCUGAACCAAGCAACGUAGAGGAUUUCUGGAGCAGUGCCCUUCAAGCAAAAUCUGCAGGAGUUAAAACUUCCCGUUUUGCUUCCUUUCCUGAGUACUUAGUGGUGCAGAUAAAGAAAUUCACCUUUGGCCUUGACUGGAUACCCAAAAAGCUUGAUGUUUCCAUUGACAUGCCAGAUUUCCUGGAUAUCAGUCACCUUCGGGCCAGGGGGCUCCAGCCAGGAGAAGAGGAACUCCCAGACAUUGCUCCUCCCAUUGUCAUUCCUGAUGACCCUAAAGAUCACAUGACGAACAAUUUCGUGGAGUCCCUAGAUAUUGAUGAGUCUUCAGUUAUGCAGCUGGCAGAGAUGGGCUUUCCUUUGGAAGCAUGUCGGAAGGCUGUGUACUAUACAGGCAACCUGGGUGCUGAAGUUGCUUUCAACUGGAUCAUUGCACACAUGGAAGAACCAGACUUCGCUGAGCCAUUGGUCAUACCUGCAUUUGGAGAAGUUGCUUCCAGUGGGGCAGCUGCUUUAGGAGCUGUAGGGUUAGAUAACCAGCCUCCUGAAGAGAUGGUUGCAAUUAUCAUUUCCAUGGGAUUCCAAAGGAAUCUGGCAAUUCAGGCACUGAAGGCAACAAACAACAACUUGGAGCGUGCACUGGAGUGGAUCUUCAGCCACCCUGACCCUGAGGAAGAAAGUGACCCUGCUUUGGACACAAUGGAUAUGGAGAACAAUGCUAAUGCCAAUAUCCUUGCAGAGACAGGGUCAGAGGGACCCAGGAUCAAAGAUGGCCCUGGAAGGUAUGAGCUGUUUGGGUUCAUCAGCCACAUGGGAACAUCCACAAUGAGUGGCCACUACGUUUGUCACCUCAGAAAGGAAGGAAGAUGGGUGAUCUACAACGACCUUAGAGUCUGUGCCUCAGAACGACCUCCCAAAGACCUGGGCUACAUUUAUUUUUACCACAGGAUACCAAGUUAGGCCUCAAAUCUAUCACCUGGCCUUAAGAAGCCAUAAGCCUUUUUAACCUGCCCAAAAAAAGCGUACAAUAAAAAUCUAAAACCAACAAAAGACCCCUUAACCCUUGGACUGCCAAAAAGCAAAGGAAACCAUGGGAUGUUUAUAGUGUAUUUAAAAACAAUCAUUUGAUGCCGCCUUAAGUGUUAGACGGAAGAUUUCUAAUAGGUGCUGUAUAGGACAUUGUUUUAAAUUUAUACACCUUACAGGCCAUGUGGAUUUCUGGUGGAGUUUGCAGCUAGUGUGUGGAGAAUAUGGAAGCUUCAGUGUUGAGCAAAAACAGUUCAGCCCAGCUCCUGCCUGUCCUGCCCAUGCGUCCUUUGAAGACCACAAACAAAUAUUUGUGUCUUUGGUGACUGGGAGCCUGUGUUUUCAUCCAGAGUCCAGAUCAUGCAGAGAAAUCAUUUGAAGGGAGGGGGUUUCUGACUGUUCUUCAAAGCAGAAUGUCCUUUUUCAGAGAUUAUUUUCAGUGCAGUGAGAAAAGUCAGCUGGAGUUAUAUCUGUUGGAAUUCACUGGUACAGUAUCUUGAUUUGACUUUUCCAGGCAUAAGCCUAAGAGACUAAUGGAGACAGGAGCAAUCUCCUGUCAGUGCUCUCUUCAUUUUUUGCCAAAGAGAAAUUUUAUUUUUCCAGAUAGAGGUUUCUUCAUCUUCACUUGAAUGUUUAUUUUUUAAGUUCUACCAACAGAUUCAGGAUUACAGAUGGCUAAAAGCAGUAGACUUUAUGACUAUGAAAUUAAAUGCACACCCUCAGGAAAGGCAAGGCUGUUAUUUAAAUUUUGUUUUCUUAUGGAGGAGGUAAAGAAGGGUUUAAUGUCCCAUUAUAUUUAUGUCAGGGAAAUUUGUAUCUAGAGAACUCAUAUUCCACUCAUAUCUGAAAUCAACUCCCUGACAAAGUACUCGCAGUUCAAUCCUGCUUUCUGCUAAAGAUUGCUUAAAUAUUGACUUUCAUACUUGAGUGAGGGAAAUUGCUUAGUAAUUUUCUGAUUUAUUGAUUUACCCCUCUCUUCCUCCGUUAAAAAACCAAACCAAAAAGCAACAACAAACAAGAACAAAAAACCACAAUAAAACCCCCCUUGAACUGAUACUUACACUUUCUUUAAACUUGCAAAUGCAUCAGUAAUCUGAUCUCUUAAACAGACACGUUCUAAACAGGGUCUGAUAUCUCUGGCAGGGAUGAUGGCCUGGGUAGGCAGGGGCUGCCCUUUUCUGUCUCUUUUUUUUUUUUUUGGUGUUAUUUAAGUAUUUUUCACAGGUGAGAAUACACAUGUGGGUUUUAAAAUUAUGUUUGAAAAUACUCAUUCUAGAAAAAUUAUAAUGGUGAGUGUGAACCUUUCAUGAUUCCAAAAAAAGAACAAACCCAAAGGUUCACAGUGUUGGACGCUGCUUAGAGACUGUUGCUGGACUUGCCUUGUACAAUGUUACCAAGCCCUCAAAAUAAAUUGCAGCAGUCAAAAAAAAAAAAAAAAAAAAAAAAAUUCCAAUGUGCAAGAGAGCCAGAGAGGUGUCAUUACAUUUUCUCUGCUGUUAGUGCCUGCAAGUUUUAAUAGCAAAAUUCAGGCAGCUACACACUACAUAAGAGAACCCAAAUUAAACAUCUUUUUGUGAGAAGGGAAUUUUAGUUUUUGCAUUGUCUGGGGAAAAAUAAUUGUCGCUCUGGUCAUAAAGCCACUCACAGAGCCAAAAAACACUGUUGGUAUUUUAAUCAGGUUUUUAUCUUAAAAGAUUGUGAGAGAAAUUCCAGUGCAAUAAUUUUACGGAGUGUAAAGGUGUCUAAUUUCUGGGAGAGCUCCCUGCAUUAGAGCUCUUAUGGACAAAUUAGUGCAGUGUCCUGGCACAGUAAUGAGUGGCCUCUGUGACAUUCAGCUGCCUUGUGCUUAUUGAGCCACCAGUUCUGGAUGGAAUAAAAGCUGCCAGUAAUUUCUUUGCUUCUUCCAGAUUUUGGAUAUUUGAGGACUUCACCAGAAAGUGACAGGUUUGAAAAUGGGAUCAGCAAAUUAUGCAGUGAUACAUCUUCUAUUUAAAGUGAAAGAGCAAAACUUCUGUAUAUAUGUGUGUUUCUUCAUUCUGGCAGUAGAAAAAGGAGAAAAGGCCUUUUUAUCCCCCUUCCUUUAAUUUUUGAACAUUUUUAUUUUCAAUUCCCAUGUAUAUUCCAAAGAAGUUCAACACAAUAGCUUUCCUCUUGCCUCAUGAACUUAAAGGGCUAUUUAGAAACACCAAGAUCUGGUGACUGCUGCCUUUUUAUUUAGAAAUCUUGGGUAAAUAAAGGCCAGCUGAGUAACCCACAUGUUCAUUACCCAGCUGGAAGUAUGGCUGGUCUUGUAGGAUCAGGGAUGGAGCUGGAACCUUGCCUACUGUUUGGUGCAUGCCAGAGCUGUGAUGGCUGUGGAGCUGUCUGGUCUCAGGAGGCACAUUUGGAGGGUGAUAAACUGGAAAUGUGGUUGGAAGGGGAGGGCCCUUGGCUGGCUGUGGUGGGUAAAUUGGAGCAGCUCAGGUUCUGGAGUUCUUUUCAGUUCAUCACUUUUGUGCUUUGCCUGCCCAAACCAAAGUUAGUCAGGAGUGCAGGGAGCAGUUCAGGGGAAAGGAUUUCAGGUUUUCUAAAAUUUAUCAGUUAAAAAUACAUUAGAAGUUCUUCAGUCAGGCUUUUGAGGAAUUACUUUAUUCUCUCCCAAAACAGUGGCCUCCCUCCUUUUUAAAGUGUCUGCUUGUCUCCUUUUUGUGAUGGGUUUUGUGUGAAGAACAUCAAGAACCUGGAGGAUCAGGAUGUAAACUUCUGACUCCUCAGCCUAAUGUGGGGGAGAGGAGUUUUGGUGAGUUUUGGGUUUUUUUAAACUCCAGCAUUGCAGAAGCCCCACUCAAACAGACUGAACUGAGGAGAUGACUGAUCUGCCAGGCUGUGCCUGCUGCAGUGUGAAUGUGCUGAAUGGUGCCAGGGCACAGCCUGGGCACACUCCCUAUGUCUGGGUGCUGGGGGCUCUGUGAUCUGGGAGCUUCUUGACAAAAAAGAAUGGAGGGAGAAAAAUCACUGUGAGCUGUUAGAGACAAUCUGACCUGAGAAUCACAGCAAGCCAGGACCUGGCAGUAAAUAAUGCUCUUAUUUCUCAGACUUGUUUUUACUUUUUUGUGUGAUACAUUUAGGUUAGGAGAAAGGAGGGAAGAAAAACUCAAUAACUUUUCCUUGAUUUCCUCUUCUCCUCUCAUUCCUAGCAGCAUGCUGGAUCCAGUAGACUCCUCAUUUUGAGUCACAAUCUCCUGUCUCCAAAACACAUGUAGACACAAACUCCUAUUUAAUCUUCCUAGAUAAAAUAUAAUUAGGAUAAAAAUUAAUUUAUUCAGACCUGUAGUUUUAAAAUAAGUGUAGAUGUUUCUGAACUCCCAAUCACUUGUAACUCCACUGGGUUCAGUGCCAUUACCUCUGAUUGACUUUGGUGUAAGAGAAACCAACAUCAGCCCAAUUCUUUGAUUCAGACAGCCUCCACCAGGUCACAGAACACAUUCAGAAUGUGGAUGCAUCCAGAGCUCAUUAGAUUUCUUUAGAAACCUCUGCAACUGAUUCCUUUUGUUCUCCAUCCUGGCAGCAGCCAUUUUUAUCCUCUUUGCUGUUCUCAUGCAUUGGAAGUCUAUGCAAAAUAUGUAACUGGACAUUUUAUUGUUUUCCCUGUCACCCUUCCUACCUUAAUGGCUGAGAUUGGUGUCUGAUUUCUACUCAGUCUUCAGUGGUUUUACUGUUGUAUCCUGGAAGUGUCUGUCCUGGUUUACUUUGCACCAUUCAGAGUUGUUUGCUUGAAGCACUGUUACCUUUCUGGAGAGUAUUUGUCUGAGAUGAGAAAGGCUGUGAAUGACGUUGUUGCAACUGUUUUAAAUUAAAAAGAAAUAUUCUCACA